Ambispora leptoticha is the source of this 318-nucleotide messenger RNA. The record is from the annotation of a GenBank genome assembly. Lineage: Eukaryota; Fungi; Glomeromycota; Glomeromycetes; Archaeosporales; Ambisporaceae.
AUGAAGUUAAUAUUCUUUUAUCGGUUUAAUAUUCACAAAGAAUUAGUUUUUUAUGGAAAACUCAACAAAAAAUUAUCAGAUUACCAAAUCUUGGCCAUAGUACAGAAUGUAAUAGUCAAAGUAUAUGAGAAGAAGGAGAAGGAUAUGGAUGAACUUUCAAGAACUUUAAGUAGUGAUAUUAUUAAGGAUGUUACAGUGAUAAUUGAAUCUUUAACUAUUGAACAAAUAAUUAACCUUAAUAAUCAUCUUAUUAUUGAUAGUUUAGGAAGAAUUCCAGAAGAAGAUAUAGAUAUUUUAGAUAAUGAUCAAACUUUAUAG